Molecule: messenger RNA, 804 nt
Organism: Haemorhous mexicanus (house finch)
Lineage: Eukaryota; Metazoa; Chordata; Aves; Passeriformes; Fringillidae
Gene: JOSD2
Product: Josephin domain containing 2
Exons: 5
Coding region: 108-767 (219 amino acids)
Biological process (GO): protein deubiquitination
Molecular function (GO): cysteine-type deubiquitinase activity
Source: RefSeq, a predicted model, not a curated record
AUUGGUCAGGCGUUGUGGCGGGAGGAGGUUGGCACGUUCUGAUUGGUCUGCGCCGCGCAAGGCACGACGGGAGUUGUAGUCGCGGCCUUGAGGGGGCACAGGCCGCCAUGGCCCCGGAGGACGCGCGGGCCCCCCAGGCCUCCCCCUCCCCCAGCCCGGAUUUGGGGGGGGUCCUGGAGGAUCUCCCCGAUUUGGGGAGGGGUCUGCCCGGAUUUGGGUCUGGGGUCCCGGGCUACCACGAGCGGCAGCGCCGGCAGCUCUGCGCCCUGCACGCCCUCAACAACCUCCUGCAGCGGCCCUGGCUCAGCCAGGCCUCGGCCGACCGCAUCUGCCAGCGCCCCCCCAGGUUGGCCCCAAAUUCGCGGCCCAACCCCCACCGGAGCCUGCUGGGCACGGGCAAUUAUGACGUCAACGUGGUGAUGGCGGCGCUGGGCACGCUGGGGCUGGCGGCCGUCUGGUGGGACAAGCGGCGCCCCCUGGAGCGCCUGUGCCUGUCCCACGUGCUGGGCUUCCUGCUCAAUGUCCCCUCCCGGGUGGCCCUGGGGACGCUGGCGCUGCCGCUGUCCCGCCCCCACUGGCUCUGCGUGCGCCCCUUCGGGGGCACCUUCUACAACCUGGACUCCAAACUGGCCACGCCCACCGCCAUCGGGGCGGAGCCCCAGCUCAGGGAGUUCCUGCGGGCGGCGCUGGCCCAGGGUCCCUCUGAGCUGUUCCUGGUGGUGGCGCGGGACGUGGAGGAGGCUGGCACCUGGCUGAGCCCCGAGUGACACCUGGGGGCACACCUGAGGGCACACCUGGGGGCAC